Molecule: messenger RNA, 1102 nt
Organism: Guillardia theta CCMP2712
Lineage: Eukaryota; Cryptophyceae; Pyrenomonadales; Geminigeraceae
Exons: 7
Coding region: 4-912 (302 amino acids)
Source: RefSeq, a predicted model, not a curated record
GCAAUGCUCAAGGCGCUGUUUCUCGUAUCCACCGCCAUGACGGCGCAGGCGUUCCUGCUCUCGCCGUCGUCCUCCGUCUCCUCUGCCUCUCAUCGCCUUCCAGACGUGUCUGCGCGUGAUGGGACGAGCAGCUGGAGAGCCUCUCCCUUGUCGUUGAAGGCUCAACAAGAUCCCGAAUGUCGUCGUAAAUUCAUGCGCAACUUUGCGGCUGCUGGAAUGCCUCUCCUCCUCCUCGAUUACUCUCGAGAGGCGCAUGCAUACAACUUUGAUGUCAAGGAAGGAGACAAGGCACGCCAGGAUUACUUGGAGGACGUGGCUUCGAUGAAGAAGGCUCGAUGGAACCGACAGCCAACGCGCCUGGACAUCGAGAGAACUCUUCCUAAGAUGGCGCCAGUGAAGGGCAUCAUGGAUCAAGUGAGAAGUGCACUGGAAAAGGGGGAUGUGGCGAAUGUUGCAACCAUCAUCGGAGAUCAGAGCAUUGAGUUCACGAAGAGGAACUCGAAUCUCGGUGUCGACAUCCCUGAGUUGCAGGUUGCGAAGCCCUACAUGUAUCGAUAUGCUCAGGCCUUCAGUGGUGCGAAGGAAUCAGCUCUUACCAAGGAUAUCAAGGACUUUCUCGAUGCCUAUUUCAACGCCAUGACCAAAACGAGAGAAUCAGCUCUCAGCGGAGAUAAGGAGGGAACUAAGGCAAGCUUUCAGAGCGCAGAAGAUGCUUUGAAAGGACUUGUGGAAGCUGUUGACAAGGAGACACUGAAUGGGCGUCUGAACAGCAUCAAGGUUUCCCUUGGGUUUCUGAUCGGUAGGGAGCAGCUUGGCAGCGUUAAGGUUGUCGAAGAGAACAUGAAGGAGAUGCGCCGAAGAGAGAAGGAGGGAGUGUAUCCAUCGGGCGAUCCCACCAAGAAGUUUCUCUAAGUGCUUUGAAUCCGAAUGCAACGGUCAUGAUUCAAGGUCCUUGGUGUUAGAGUUGUCUGCACCUCUAUCCGACUGUCUGUGCUGUUUGAUCUUGACCAGUAGAGCACAGACAAUAGAAACGAAGCACUGCUUCUUCAAUGGGACAAGAAAAGAAUGAAUGACUGGGCUGAGGAAGGUCCUAUAUAUCUUU